This is a messenger RNA of Bombus terrestris (buff-tailed bumblebee), 1297 nucleotides long. RefSeq lists its product as uncharacterized. The coding region runs from base 149 to 1153 and encodes 334 amino acids. Lineage: Eukaryota; Metazoa; Arthropoda; Insecta; Hymenoptera; Apidae. The transcript is spliced from 4 exons. The record is from RefSeq and is a predicted model, not a curated record.
UAAAAAUGUGACUUAUUUUUAUUCAUUCUUUUGUACUGUUCGAUCGUUCUCCACUAUGAUACGGUUUCAACGAAGAAACGUUUUAUUUAUGUUCAAGUGAGAGUUUUCUAAAUCAAGAUGAGAAGACAAUGGUACAGCCCGAAUGUGAAUGUGGCAAAUCGUCAUAGAGGAAAGCACAUCGGGCGAAGAGGAAGAGGAAGGGCGAAGGAACGAGUCGCCUCCGCGUUGCAUGGAUCCCGAUUCGACACCCUUAAAUCCUCGUCUAUUGUCUCCCUGGCGAGAGGUCAGGAAACGCUCUCUACCGACUCCGCAAUGUAUUUCCGGGAUAACCGCAUCACAGAUGAGACGAAUGAGCGAUCGUGGCGGAGAAGGAUCAGGACCAGCUCCUCAGCUAGAUGGCCGAAGAAAUUCGGUCGUUACGAUGGAAAGAGUGUCAUCGACGUUGUUUGGCAGUAAUCGUCAGUUGGACGUUAUGGACAACAUCGCAGACCUAAAAGCGAGGAAGGUGCGCUUAAGGAUGUACAGGACGUCGACGGAGCAAGUGUACGAAAUGCAGCCGCUGGAGGGUAACAGUUCUGUUCAACGUUACACUGAACAGCCGAAACAACGAUUCUUUGAAAUGCCUACUCUGUCGGUUUCGCCGACGUCUUCUCUCCGAAAGCGCGUCUCGGAACUGCCAAGAGCCGCGAGAACACCCGUUUUCGGUGCUGCGGGCAUGGUCUGCUCUAAUAGGGAUCUGAUAUCGAUCCUAAGCUCGGUAGGGUCUUCCGCGACGGAAAUGUCGAAGAAGCCGGAAGAUUUAGCAACGGCCAGUUCAAGUCUUAGGUUCGAUGAAUUGAAGGUAGUGAAGGCGAUGAAGAAAAUGUUCGGUAAAAAGUCCCCUAAUAGCGAGGUCGUAUGGGACAACACUAGUGGAACCAAAGUGGACGCUCAGGUAUUUGGUAGCGCAAUUGAGAAGAUAUUAACGGCGCAGAAGGGAAACGAUACGGAGAUACCGAGGGCUUCCGGGUCGAGCGGAAAGCCCUCGGUAUCUUCGAACAAACCAAUGUCAGGUGAAGUGACAAAUUUGUUUUGGAAUAGCAAGAACCAAAAGCAGACGGAAUUCAGCGAACCGUCUCUCUGUGCUUCCCUAAAGGACCUAUUCAAGAAGUAAUGGGGAAGAACAAAUACUAAUAAAUGUUAAGUGUCUCUAGUUUAAUUAACACUUCUUUAUCUAAGAAUUUCUUCCCUAAAAGACCUAUUCAUUAUGUAAUGUAGAAGCACAAAUACUAAUAAAUGCUAAGUUUCUCUCGUUUAA